Messenger RNA from Aureobasidium pullulans EXF-150, 1017 nucleotides. RefSeq lists its product as uncharacterized. NCBI's taxonomy places the organism in Eukaryota, Fungi, Ascomycota, Dothideomycetes, Dothideales, Saccotheciaceae. Bases 184 to 1017 code for a protein of 277 amino acids. The record is from RefSeq and is a predicted model, not a curated record. The transcript has a single exon.
AGCUGGGCUCUGGAGUAGCACAUAAAGUACUCGCAAUCCCUUCUUCUACCUAGAAGCUAUUUUUCUCAACUCCCAACCGCCAGCUUCGAACUCCACCCUUCUUGAGCCUUCAAAGAUAUCAUAGUUCACCUCAUUCGCAUCACAGUCACGGUACCCAAGACCGACCUCUCUGCUCACAUCACGAUGUCUUCCACUUCCGCCGAACCUGUCCUUUUCUACGAUAUAGCGUUCAAAGCACCUCGAGAAUCGACAAACUGCGCUCCCAAUCCAUGGAAGUCGCGAUUGGCUCUCAACUUCAAGGGCGUCCCUUACAGCACAAUUUGGGUGCCUCUGCCAGACGUGGAAAAGGUCCGCCGAAGCGUGAAGGUUCCUGCAUGCCGAAAAUUUGGCGAUGGCAGUGACUAUUACACUCUACCUAUCAUCACAGAUCCCAACACCGAUGAGGCAGUCGGCGAUUCAUUCGAUAUCGCUGUGUACCUGCAGAAGACAUAUCCCGACUCUGGCUCUGGAGAGUUGUUCCCAGAACAGAAACUCGACUAUGAAUUCACGGAGCAAGCAUCAGGAGUUCCAUUGUCAGAAAUGCGCAGAGGAGAUUAUGAGGAGUAUGCACGAUUCAACAAGAACGUGGAUGCAGUGUUCUCAGCUCACGUUAUCCUCAUGUUACAAGGCAUGCUCUUGGAGCCAGCUGGCAAGCAAGUCUUUGUCAAGCGCGCCGGCGUCCCUUCGUUUGACGCAUUUGCAUGCGUGGGCGAGCAGCGUGAGAAGGUGCUGUCUACCUUUGAGAAGAAUCUGGAGGGAUUGUCCAUGUUUUUGAAAAAGGACAAGAGCGGACCAUUCAUACUGGGCAACAAAGCUAGUUAUGCAGACCUGAUCAUUGGCGGGUGGCUGCGUAUGGCGAGCAAGUCUCUUCCACAGGCCGAGUGGGAGGCACUAAGAAGCUGGCAUGGUGGUGUGUUUGGGCAGUUGCAUGACGCGCUCGACAGGUACGCGCAAACCGACAAAGGACGAGAGGCCUAG